This is a messenger RNA of Halteromyces radiatus, 909 nucleotides long. RefSeq lists its product as uncharacterized. The coding region runs from base 18 to 806 and encodes 262 amino acids. NCBI's taxonomy places the organism in Eukaryota, Fungi, Mucoromycota, Mucoromycetes, Mucorales, Cunninghamellaceae. The record is from RefSeq and is a predicted model, not a curated record. The transcript is spliced from 5 exons. Gene Ontology annotation, molecular function: nucleic acid binding.
AACGAAUACUCUUCAAAAUGGCCUUUCGCUUAUUAACACGAUCUAUUGGACAGCCAGUUAUUCGAACCCCUAUUUCGUCAUGUUUAUAUACCACAACAUCCACUGAAGCAUCAUCGGCCUCCAAAUUUGCUGAUUCUGUCACAAAGAAGUUUAUUGGUCAAGCUAAGAAAGGUCAAAUAGGAAGACGAUUCAAUACGCCCUCGAAAUUCGUCAUCAUUGAAGAUUUACCUUCAACAGCAACCACUGAAGAUGUACGAAAAUUGGCCCGUGAAGCUUUCAGUCAAGGAGAUAAAAGUAUUCGUGAAACUAUUUUCUGUCGUAAUUAUGAAUUCAAGUUCUUUGGUCGUUGUGUAGUAAUGAUGGAUUCUGAAGAAAAUGCUUGUAAAUUAUUGGAUUAUGGUAAUCGACGCUUAGUUGGUGGACAGGCGAUCAAAAUGAAUUUUGCUGGCAAUGAAUCAAAAAAUUCGAAUGAAUUCAUCAACAAACUUCGACGACCAGAAUUGGUCUCAAUGGCAGAUACUACCAGUGCAGCAGGUCGAUCAGUGAUUUUGACAGGACUUCCUCCAAAAACAAAACGUGACCAAGUAUUAGGUAUUCUUCGAUCCAAGAAUCUAUUCCCUGUAGAAGGUGUAUCUGACAAUGUUAUAUCAUUAAGAACUAAGAAUCAAUCCACAGUAUCGAAAUUCUUGAUCAAGUUUGACUCUGAACCUGAAGCUUGGAGGUGUGUACGGGCAUUCCACAAUACGAAUUUCAAUUUAAAGCAGAAAAAUAGUGAUUAUCGUCUCUCCGUCUCUGUGGCCUAUUAGAAAUAGAAUAGAAUAGAAUUAGAACAGUCAUACUAGUUAUAGAUUAUGAACAAUCAUCAAAAAUAAAAGGAAUAUCAUGGAAAACAACGUGGUCAUGUUGCAC